CCAGCCUUCAACCACCUGAAUAUCUAUGAACUGCAAAAGUAUCGUACACGUACUCGUAUAACUGCAUUACAAAUUAUUUCCUCAGCAUGAGAAAUAAGAUUUGCAAUGCAGAUUUGUCUUGGGAACAAGCUUUGUAAUGCAAGACUUGCACCAUCACCAACAUUUAGACGAGUGCGAUAGCUUUGCACAGGAUAAUAUCAACGACUCCAGCAAAUGGAGCAUUGUCUCCACCGAGAGCCCAGAGUUUGAAAACUUUCUCGGGAAGUGCCGGGAAAUCGUUCAAGUAGAAGAAGAACAGGUCGCACAACAAUCGCAACAACCUGUCGCGGCAAAAAAUAAUCUUCCCGCAAACCAGCAGCAGAAAACCGGCAAUGAUG
This is a messenger RNA of Amoebophrya sp. A120, 377 nucleotides long. The record is from the annotation of a GenBank genome assembly. Lineage: Eukaryota; Dinophyceae; Syndiniales; Amoebophryaceae.